UAGAAAACGAAAACAUCAACUCAGAAUCGAUCAGUAAACAUUCAAUCAGGGGAAAAUUCGACCAAUUUUCUACAGUAAAAAUUAAAAUCGUCUACAAAUGCGAUAGAUCAAAAGUAAAUUGAUUUACAACGAAAAAUUGAAAAGUUCAUCGAUGCAAUCUGCUUCCAUUUUGGAAGCUAAAAAAUAUAUAUAAACACGAUGACAAUUAUUCAUUGGUGAAGCGAUAAGAUAAAAUGCAGUUGUUUUAACGGGAACGAAAAUACAAAGAAAACAGCAUAAAUACAUUGUUUGAUGCAAAUAUUCGCACUGCCAUCCAAUUAAAAUUAGUCUGAUCGAAGGAUAUAUCAAUGGUUAAAUAUGAAGCGAGCGGCUGAAGUUACAACCAGUCAACUGCAUUCGGAUAUAGAAAAAGCAACCAAUGAUUUGAGUGUAUUGCGGAAACCCAUAAAAACAUCGAUAAACGGACUGAAUGAAGCGAGAAAAGCCUUUGAAGAUGGCACCGAAGAGGUACGUAAACUGCUAUCAAAUGAAUGUGACAUCAUUUAUGAAUGUAAGGUGUGUCGAAAUAUGUUUCGAAGUUUGGCCAAUUUCAUAAGUCACAAACGAGUUUAUUGCAAAGCAACCUACAGUUUAUCAUUGAACCAUGAUUUUCACAAUGAUGGCCAAGGAUUCAAUCAAGAUAUAUCGACAAUUGUUCAAGCCGAAGGUGAUUUUUUGGGUACUGUUAAAAGUAGCAAAAACAAUGAAAAGGAUUUAAGUAGCAUAGUCGAACGACUCAUUAAACGAGAAAAAACUAGUCGAUUAUUGAAACUUAACGAUUUUUAUGAACAAGUCAAUAAAAAACUCACGCAAGAUGACAUUAUGCGAAAGAGACAUGUACUACAUUUGGACGUUGUUCCCGAAUCGAAUGUUGCCGUUUAUCAAACGGUUAAAGAUGAACAUGAUACGAGCGACAAUAUUAAAACCGAAGUCAUUGAAAUACAAAGCAUACAAAAUACGGACAACAGUUGUACAGUUUUAGGACCCGAUGGAAAAGUAAUCAGUCCAUCGGAAUUGCCCACAUUUCCAGACGACGAUGAACAAAUUAAACUGCCACAACCAUUUGAAUGUGAAAUAUGUAAUAGUAAAUUUGCAACCGAAAAAAUGCUUAAACUGCAUAUAGAAACAAAGCACAUCACAUCUACGUAUGUUUUUCAAUGUCCAUCGUGUAGUAAAACAUUUUUGCAGGUUGGACAGGUGAUACGGCACUUGACAAACGAUCAUAAAAAAUCAAUGCGACGUGUUCGAUUAAUGCGUGAUUCGAUUUUAAAACGACGGACGCGAAUCGAUGAAGUACAGGUGAAAGGUCCCAGCAGGGAAUUGGCUCGUUUACAAACAGAUAAAGAACGCGUCGAUUCACAGAACAAAGCUUGGCUGGACAAUCUCGAGGAUAAUGAAAACGCUUGUAAAAAUGUUUGCCUGUUUUGCGGUAGACAAUUUGAUCGUAGAGCAGUCUUACUUUCACAUCAUAAGGUGUGUCAACAAAAGAAGAAACCAAACACACGUAUAUCGCUUACAAGGAAGGUUGAUCACGAUCGAUCGCAGUCAACAAACGGUUGGAACGAUCGAGAAUUCGACGAUUCAUCUAAUUCAAAUUCAUUAGACGGUGCCUGCAUUGAUGAUAAUAUUUUAUCAGCAUUAAAAGAAAAACCAAACAAAUCGAUAAAAAUUGAGCCGGACGUUUCUGAAAUAACGUCAACAAAUCGACGCAAAAGAAAUCGGGCAUUGAAAGCAAUUGUCAACGACGAAUCCAUUCAAUCGGAUGAUGAAAAAUCAUUGAAUAUAUGUUGGAAUGCCGACAGUGCUAUUAAGAUCAAAGAAGAGAAUGUAUCACCGAUCGAUGAUAUGAAUAUGUCGGAUUCGGCUAGCAAUCACACGGGCGACACUGACACCUUAGUUAAAACAUCCAAGUUUGAAAGUACAGUUGUGGUUAAAGAAGAAAAGAGAACACGCGCAUCUGCCAAUGAGAAUACCGGUAAAGUGAUUGAAACAAAAGCAAAAUCAAAAUUAUCUUCAAGCCACUGCAAGUACUGUUUUAAAAAGUUUUCAAAUCCAAGCAACCUUCGACGUCACAUAACAAUGAGCCAUUUUGGACCGAAAAAAUUUACAUGCAAUCUAUGUACAUUCCGUGCUCGUCGUAAAAUCGAUAUUCUUAGCCAUGUUCGGAGCAAACAUCAAUUUGGCGGCGAAAGAUCGGAUGCCUUUAAAUUUGUCACCAUAAAUGAUGAACCAAUGCCAAAACCACCACCACCAAGUGGUGUAAAUCGUCGUAAAGAAAAGCACACCGAAGUAUUACGAGACGAUGACGAGGAAAUAUUUAUCGACAGUGAACCAUUCAUUGUGGAUGAUGCAAGUGAGCAACUCUUAGCACCAUUGGGCGCGUCAAAUGAAAAUAGCAACACCGAUUUAGACGAUAAUUCAAGUAAUCACAUUGAUGAUGUCGUCGAACAAGCCGAAACUAGCAAAUCAAAUGCCAAUUUAAAGCGAAAAGGUCGACCGAAAGCAAAAGACAAACCAAAGGGUUCGGCACGAUCACUUUCACCGGCAGAAAGUCAAAAACCAGAUGAAAUACUAGCAACACGGCGACCCAUCAGGAAUCGUAUAAUGCCCGUGAAAAAAGACUUUGUUUAUGAUUUAUCAACUCUAUUAAAAAAAGAUUACAAAGAUUUUCAAGAUGAAUUUCCAAAACAAACAAUAUCUCAGCCAGAACAACCUCAAUCACAAGUAACACAAGUCAAAUCAAGAAACGCAUCUCCAACACCAAUUGACAAUAAACCAAAUAAACGACGUCAAGUGCUUCCAAUCACAACCGAACCUAUUGAAAGUGAGCAUCAAUCAAAUACUGAUCAAUCAAAAGAAGAGCUACGAAAGCUGUCAUUACAACCACAAACACAACAACCACCUCCACCGCCACCGCCACAACCACAAAACCAUGAACAAUCAACCAAUAAAAAUGAAAGCGACACAGGCGUAUCGAUAAAAGGUGCUGCAGACGUGAUGGCACAGCAAGCGGUACAAGAAAAUCGUGCUGUAUUCUCAAAACCACCCGAAUUACCAGCUGAACGACCCGCUGCAAAUCUACAGCGUCAAUUUGAAAUUGACUGGCCAAUUUUGAAGCGUCCGCCGGCCAUCUUUGAUGGCAGCAAAUCGAAGUUGUCCAGUUUAAAAGUGCCUGGUCUUAAACGAAAAAAACGAUCGUGCAUGUUGAAGCAUCCAUCAAACACAAACUACAAAAAACGAUCGACUGAUAAGCUUAUAAAUGGACACACCGAAAAUCGAUACAAAUGCAAUGACUUAGAUGAUACAGCGGCAAAUACAAUGAAAAUCUCAUCAAAACUCGCAAAUAAAAUUCAACUAAAAUGCGCACAAAUUGACAACGAUAAUGCAAAAGCAAUCAAAUCGGAAGUGCUAAGUGCGCAACCAGUCACCUCAACUAAUUCACUAUCACCGCCAGCAUCAAAUAAAUCACAGCCGGAUGUGGCAAUAACAACACCGCGACGCAUGACACUGUUGGAACGUCUUGCAAAAAUUAAAAACCAAGAAAGUAAAACGAAGAAUUUAAAUGAAUCGUUAUCACGUAUGACGCUGCACUCGAUUGCAAACAGUGAUAACGACUCUGAUGAAGACUAAAUUUAUGAAUCUAGAAUUCUUUUUUUCGCUCAAUUCGAUUGAGCUAUUUGUUCCUUGAAGGACACAGUUUUAUUUACACAUUUGAUGUUUUCAUUGAGAGAGAGAGAGAGAGAGAGAGAGAGAGAGAGAGAAGAAAA
Messenger RNA from Contarinia nasturtii (swede midge), 3806 nucleotides. RefSeq lists its product as uncharacterized. The coding region runs from base 358 to 3669 and encodes 1103 amino acids. The transcript has 6 exons. The record is from RefSeq and is a predicted model, not a curated record. NCBI's taxonomy places the organism in Eukaryota, Metazoa, Arthropoda, Insecta, Diptera, Cecidomyiidae.